AUGCCUGCCGCUUGUUCAUCAGAUGGCCAUCUGAUGAACGUUUUGGAGCGUCCACAAGCGUGUGGAUGUACUACGAGUGAGUGCGAUGGCCUCACUUGUGGUACGGUCGUUAGUACGACUGCACAAAACCUUAGUGUACCAAACGGUUACACUUCGGAGCAAAGUUCCGGCGGCUGUGAGGAAACACAGGCUGCGCCGAAGGUCCACCACUCGAAUAAGUCGGGUGGACUGGGACAAAGAUGUAUCCCUAGAGGGGAACAUCUAGAAGAGAAACAAUCGAUCGCUCAGGUUAAGCGAAACGAUAAUCCUAGAUCGACUGGAGAGUCUUUCGUAGAGGAUCUCGCUGUGGUUGCGCAACCCCAGCUAGAGGAAGUAAAGGGAAUAAGUCCCAAGAUUACAAAUACGGCGGAAAUAAGUUCCCCGAAACCCGCGGGAAUAAGUCCCCGGGAAGACGAAGGAAUAAGUCCUUCGAAGCCUGAGGGAAUAAGUCCCCAGGAAAUGACAGAGACAUUGAAUGUCAUAGUCAAUAACGGAUCAUGUGUAGGCGCUUAUACACUUGAUCUGAUUGCGCCUCCGAAGUUAACUUCGGAGAUCACUCAGUUGCCAACGCUCGAACAUAAAAGGUUCUUGCGUGAUCUGCGUAGUGGCAAAGUCAAGCAGAUCUGCAUACUCGUCGCUGACGACGAGUAUGUAACCGACAUAAGGUCAGCAACAGUGUUUACUGAGAACGAGAGAGUUCUCAGUAGUUCAUCUAUGGACGAGAGUGUCCUAGAUGAAAAGACACGAAUUGAGCGAUAUGAGUCCCAAUCAUGGGAAUCGCUCAAGGAAAACCCUCUCUAUGAGGAUUUGGUUGAAUUCAAGGAUGUAUUCCCUGAAACUGUUCCGUGCGAAUUACCGAAGGAUAAAGGUAUUCGACACGAAGUCGAGCUUAAACCAGGCUCGAAGUACUGUGUCAUGAAGCAGUGGCCACUGCCUCGUGAACAAGUACUUGCGAUCGACAAGUUCUUUGCCGAUCGUUUAGCAGCGGGCCAUGUGAGGGAAUCAACUUCCCCACAUAGCUCUCCGACCUUCUGUGUGCGAAAAGCAACAGGAGGGUGGCGGAUAGUGCACGCGUUUAACAAAUUGAACGCUGCAACGGUACCGGCUCAGACGCCGAUACCGAGGAAGGACGUAAUCAUUGAUGGUAUGUCAAAGAGUACCAUCUUUUCGUCCAUGGAUUUGAUGGAUGGCUUCUAUCAAAUCCUAAUGCGGGAACGGGAUAUACCCUAUACCGCAGUUAGCACGCCUAGCGGCAUGCUCUGGGAAUGGCUAGUAAUGCCACAAGGGCUCAGUAAUGCCCCUGCCACGUUCAACAGGUGUGUAUCACAUCUGUUGAGGCCAGUACGAGAAUUCGCGCCGAGUUAUUUCGAUGACGUAUUCAUCCAUAGUCGAGCUAUGGAUGGAAAGUCGGACGUUGAGGUUCACAAGUACCACGUCCGACAAGUUCUUACAAUCAUGCGAAAGCAUCAAUUGUAUGCAAACCUCAAGAAGUGUAUAUUUGCAGCAAGCGAAAUACCACUUCUUGGGUGCAUCGUUGGUAAGAACGGUGUACGUCCUGAUCCCGAAAAGAUCAAGGCGAUCACCGACUGGCCUGUGCCGGUCGAUGUCAAAGGUCUUCGAAAAUUCCUUGGGCUAGCGGCGUAUUUGCAUAAGUAUUCACGCAAUUACGCCGAGAUGACUGUGCACCUCUCUCGUUUGUUGAAAAAGAACGAGAGGUGGUUAUGGAACGCUGAAUGUCAACGCUCCUUUGAGGGUAUCAAGCAGAGCUUGAUACAAUCCCCAGUCCUAGCAAUAGCCGAUCAGGACAGGCCAUUUCAUGUGGUCUGUGAUGCCAGCGAUUUCGCAAUCGGCUGUGCAUUAAUGCAGUACGACCUUGAAGGCGUUGAACGCGUCGUCUGCUAUCAGUCGCGUCAGCUGCAACCAGCUGAGCGGAACUAUCCAGUGCAUGACAAGGAACUCCUUGCCAUGAAGUAUGCACUCGCGAAGUUCAGAGUCUAUCUAUUAGGAGAUAGACCCUUCGUUGUUUACACUGACCAUGCGUCCUUACGCACGGCAGUGAACAGCCCGCACCUUUCACAACGAAUGGCGCGGUGGUUGUCAUUCUUUGCAGAAUACAACUUUACGGUCGAGUACAAACCAGGACGACUUAAUGUCGUCGCUGAUGCACUCUCACGUCGUCCCGACUUUGAAACAGUCGCGAAACCCAACAGUGAGACAGUCACUGUUGCGGUUAUGACGUCCUCAGUUCCAUCUACAACGUUGUAUGAUGAUGUGAGGCGGGCAUACGCCCAAGAUGGUGAGAUAGUGAAGUUGUUGUCACAUCUCUCCCAACCAUCUCGAGAAUCGUUGAAACGAUUGUCGUCUGCGUAUCGAUCUGCAUCAGAUCGAUACACUACUCGUAACGGUUUACUGUACUAUACAGCCGUUUCUGGUGACACACCACGUGUUGUCAUUCCAGAUGAUACUGAUCUGCGUUUGCGGAUCAUGUUCGAGUAUCACGAUGCUCCUAUAGGAGGACAUCGUGGCCGAGAGAAAACAUAUCUCACGGUAAGUCGAGACUUUUACUGGCCCCGCCAGUAUCAGUUUGUGCGAAAGUAUGUUCGCGCAUGCGAAGUCUGCCAACGAGUGAAGUCAAGUCCUUCACUGCGUGCACCUUUACAGCCUCUACCGGUUCCGGCUGAGUGCUGGGAAUCCAUCUCAAUGGAUUUCGUCUUCGGGUUACCCAAAGACGCACGCGGGAAUACGGGUAUUCUCGUAUUUGUUGACAGAUUCAGCAAAAUGGUACACCUUGUGGCUGUACCAGAGACAAUCACGGCAAGUGGCUGUGCUUGUGUCUUUAUUGACACCAUCUUCCGACUUCAUGGGUUGCCCCGUGAACUCGUUUCAGACAGAGAUCCACGCUCCACUGCUGAUUUCUGGCGUUCCGUGUUCAAAUCACUCGGAACGCGCUUGAAGAUGUCAACAUCUGAUCAUCCAGAGUCAGAUGGUCAGACGGAACGUGCCAACCGUGUCCUCGAAGAGAUACUUCGAGGAUACGUACACUCCUUUAAGAGUUGGAGUGAGUUUUUGCCAAUGGUAGAGUUUGCCAUCAACAACUCGGUGCAUGCGUCCACGACACAUACACCGUUUUACGUGAAUGGCUUGCGCCAUCCGCGUGUACCCACCUUACUAGAGUGUAACUCUGGUUUGAAGGGGGGAGGGACUCGCGCGAGCAAAAACCGAUUUGGUUCACGCUCAUCACGCUCUGACGAAGAAGUCAUUGCGUUUGAUGCCGAUAUCGAUAACAUCGAUAUCGAAGAAGAUGAUGCCAGUGAGAGUGCGGAAGCCCUCACUGAAGACAAUGAUCCCAGUGAGAGUGCGGAAGCCCUCACUGAAGAAAAGGUUGUUGUCGCUGCAGUGCGCUCACAGCACACUGAAGCUAACGAGUCAUCAGAUGAGUUCAUACUGGCUCGUGAAACGGUAGUCCGUUUUGUGCAAGACUCCAUCGCCGAAGCGGUGACUUAG
This is a messenger RNA of Peronospora matthiolae, 3543 nucleotides long. The record is from the annotation of a GenBank genome assembly. NCBI's taxonomy places the organism in Eukaryota, Oomycota, Peronosporomycetes, Peronosporales, Peronosporaceae.